GCUUAAUCCUCAACAGUGUGCUAAGAUUAGGUGUGGAUUAGCGCGUUGUUGCCCCGGCCACGGGCGUACUUGGGUGCUUGGCAAAUUAAAUGUUACAAAAAUUUAAGGAACAAAAAUAAAUCAAAAAAAUAAAAUCAAUUAAUAGCAUCGUGAAGCUUCACGACCACGACCACGACCCUUCCUUCCUUCAACUCUCCGCCAAAAGUAUCCCUCGGCUCCCGUCCCUACCUACGUACCCAAUCACACUCCGAGACCUCCACUCACCAUGGCUGACACGAUACUCGAUUCCGUGACAAGCGCCGUUCCCGAGGCAGCUCUGCACCCUUACUAUCCUCUCGGGGUCGCCAUCCCAGGCUACGUCGCAAAGUCUCUCUCCACGAUCGAGAUCCUCGGAAUCUUCACGGGCACAAUCCUCAGCAUCCUCGUGCCCACGUGGCAAUACAUCCGACACACGCGCAAGGACAUAUCGAGAGGGGAAAUGCUUACCGCGCUGUGGUUUGUGCUGUGCGGGUGCAUACACCUCGGGCUGGAAGGCUACUUCGCCUUCUACCACCAAGACCUUGCCACGCGCUCCACGGUCCUCGCCCAGCUCUGGAAAGAGUACUCGCUCUCCGACUCGCGGUACCUGACCGCCGACCCCUUCGUCGUGUGCAUGGAGACCAUCACCGCCGUCUUCUGGGGGCCUCUCUCCUUCCUGUGCGCGUGGUUCAUCGUCGCCGACCACCCGCUGCGCCACGUCCUGCAGUCCAUCAUCAGUCUCGGCCAGCUGUACGGCGACGUGCUGUACUACGGGAUCUGCACUUUUGACCUGGUCUUCUUGGGCAUCGAGUACUCGCGCCCGGAGCGCGCGUACUUCUGGGGCUACUAUAUGCUCAUGAACGCGUUUUGGAUCGUCAUUCCGAUUUAUCUGAUUUACCAGUCCGCGAGGGAGACGAAGAAUGCGUUUGUACAGGCGAAGCAGGCGACGAAGACGAAGCAGGCGAAAUAGAGUAGGGGUGUUGCUAGGUGUGUAUAUAAUAGACUCUGUCGCCACGUUAAUAUCGACUUGAUCGCAUUAGCCAUUGGAUACCGGAGCAUGGCGGGGGCGUUGUAAAGUAAUAGAAUAGGAGAAUAAUUAUCGAAGAAUUCGCAAAACACGAGUAG
This is a messenger RNA of Hypoxylon fragiforme, 1143 nucleotides long. Its product is annotated as 3-beta-hydroxysteroid-Delta(8),Delta(7)-isomerase. The record is from RefSeq and is a predicted model, not a curated record. Gene Ontology annotation, cellular component: membrane; endoplasmic reticulum. Gene Ontology annotation, biological process: sterol biosynthetic process. Gene Ontology annotation, molecular function: cholestenol delta-isomerase activity; C-8 sterol isomerase activity; steroid Delta-isomerase activity. The transcript is spliced from 2 exons. Lineage: Eukaryota; Fungi; Ascomycota; Sordariomycetes; Xylariales; Hypoxylaceae. Bases 266 to 988 code for a protein of 240 amino acids.